Messenger RNA from Lepus europaeus (European hare), 933 nucleotides. RefSeq names its product olfactory receptor 4C16-like. NCBI's taxonomy places the organism in Eukaryota, Metazoa, Chordata, Mammalia, Lagomorpha, Leporidae. The coding region runs from base 1 to 933 and encodes 310 amino acids. Gene Ontology annotation, biological process: G protein-coupled receptor signaling pathway. Gene Ontology annotation, cellular component: membrane. Gene Ontology annotation, molecular function: olfactory receptor activity; G protein-coupled receptor activity. The transcript has a single exon. The record is from RefSeq and is a predicted model, not a curated record.
AUGCAGCUGAAUAAUAAUGUGACUGAAUUCAUUCUGCUUGGACUGACACAGGAUCCUAUUAGGAAGAAAAUAGUGUUUGCCAUUUUCUUGCUUAUCUACUUGGGCACACUGUUGGGUAACUUGCUGAUUCUUGUUACCAUAAAGACCAGUCAGGCUCUUGGGAGUCCAAUGUACUUCUUUCUUUUCUACUUAUCCUUAUCUGAUACUUGCCUCUCUACUUCCAUAGCUCCUAGAAUGAUUGUGGAUGCACUUUUGAAGAAUACUACUAUUUCUUUCAGUGAAUGCAUGACCCAAGUCUUUUCUGCCCAUUUGUUUGGCUGCCUGGAGAUCUUCAUCCUUGUCCUCAUGGCUGUUGAUCGCUAUGUGGCCAUCUGUAAGCCCUUGCACUACCUGACCAUCAUGAGCCAAAGGGUAUGUGGUGUGUUGGUGGCUGUGGCCUGGGUGGGGUCCUGUGUGCAUUCUUCAGCUCAGAUUUUUCUUGCCUUGAGUUUACCUUUCUGUGGACCCAAUUUGAUCAACCAUUACUUCUGUGACUUGCAACCAUUGUUGAAGCUCGCCUGUGCAGACACCUAUGUGAUCAACCUACUCCUGGUGUCCAACAGUGGGGCCAUUUGCACAGUGAGCUUUGUCUUGCUGAUGUUCUCCUAUGUGAUCAUCCUGCGUUCUCUGAGGAACCACAGUGCUGAAGGGAGGAGAAAAGCCCUCUCUACCUGCAUCUCUCACAUCACUGUGGUCAUCCUGUUCUUUGGUCCUUGCAUAUUCAUAUACACACGCCCUGCCACCACUUUCCCUAUGGAUAAGAUGAUAGCAGUGUUUUAUACAGUUGGAACACCAUUGGUCAAUCCUCUGAUUUAUACACUGAGAAAUGCAGAGGUGAAAAAUGCCAUGGGGAGACUGUGGAGCAAGAAGUUGAUCUCAGAUGACAAAAGAUGA